UAAGGACCCUGAAAGCUCAACUAAAUCUACUAUUCUCAGAGGUCUCUAUCCAAGAGGAAAAUGCCCAAGAAUCAACAACAUCCCAAGCAAAAAGCCCAAGUUCCAGGCCCAGGAAGAUUCCAAAAGCAUCAGAGAGCCCUUUUCCUUCAUCUUCUACCGAGCAGACCUCUCACUCCUCCAGCUACAGGGCUACUUCAGAGAAACAAUGGGUCAGGUGCGCAUAUUUCACCCAGAUGCGCACAGUCAAGGGGGCGGCGGUCGCUUCGCAGACCAAAACCUCCUUUGCCCCCGUGGGCAAGAUGCCCCAGGUCUUUGAGGCUGAGCUCUCUGAGGAGAGCACCAUCGGCUCUGCCCCCAGUCUGGCCAACACUGAGUCCCUGGUCAGCACCCUGGAGCCCUGGCAGGAGGGGCCCCAGACCUGUACUUCGGACCCCACCGACCAAGGGGAGAAGCAUGGGGAGAGCCCCCGCGCAGCCACCCCGGAGUGGCUGGUGACCCGUGAGCGCGGCUUCCGCUGCGUGGCCUGCGGCCGCCUGUUCCAGUCCCGGGAGGCCCUGGUUGCGCACGCGGCGCAUGGUGUGAGCCAGAGCUUCAGCUGCCGGGUCUUCUUUCAAGAGCUGCUGGAGAGGCCGCUGCCAGGCUCAGUCCAGGGGAGGCCCCAACGCUGCCACCUGCUGGCCAGGCGUUACCUGAUGGCCUCCAAGAAGAGGGAGGUGAGGGAGAUGAGAGCAGUCUGCAGGCGCCUGGAGGAGCAGCUGGAGAAGCAGAGAGAAGAAUUGAAGAGGCUGAGGCACCAGCUGGACAGGCUGCAGAGGCAGGCCAGGCCGCAGAAGGUGCAGCACCAAGGCCAGAGGGGGAAGGACCUAAAGACCUGCUAGCACCCUGGGACUAGGAGGAGCAGGGCCUUUGGGCUGGAAACGAGGGCCCUUCAUGAGAGACCUCCAUUCAGGUUCGUUUAACCCAGCUCCCCUGGAAGAUCUUAGCCUCCUUCCCCUGUGACCACCAGCCUUCCACCCUAAGGGCACAAAGACCUCCAGCCCUAAGGAAGAAGCCCCAGAUAGCUGAACACAGACACCAGGUCCCCUCAGAGGCUCCCCUGGCCCAGGAGAGGACAGGACAGGCCUCAUCUUGAUGGUGAGGUCUUGGGACCCCUAAGGAUGAGCACAGAGUAAGUAGGGAAAGGGGAAUGGGAUUUCAGUGGGACUUGGGAGGCUAAGGGGGACCCUGGUGAGGUGUGAUGGUGAAGGGGGUAUCAGUGAGUUCUUUGGAGGAGAAAGAAUCAGAGAGAUGGCAGGGUGUCAGGAAACCUGCCUGCAGGUGAGCAGUGGGCAUAAAGCCCUAAACCAAGGACUCUGGGUCCCUUCCCAGCAGCAUACAGGCAGAGAAAGAGGUAAGGCUUGGCAGGAGGAGAGGAGGGCCCGGUGAAGGAAAAUGAAUUCACCCCAGCCAUGUCUUCUGGUCUCCUAGGGUGAAUUUGGGGUUCUGAUUAGGAUGCAUUGUUGUUGCCUCAUUAGGGGAAUGUAAGUGGGAGGUGGUGUAGAAAAAUCCCCCUGGGUGUUAACCAUUUCUGGAUAAGAGUUGAUCCAGUGCUUACAGGGUAUUUCUUGUAGAGUAUGUCCUCGGGUAAGGGGUAGAGCUUUGGAACUUUUUCUUCUCCUUUAAAUAAAGCUGUACAUUCCAGUUCUUGACACGUCAAUAAAUCUCGUUAAUUCCCCCCCCCCCUCCGUGGUCAAAUCUGUUCUGUCCCGAGGUCAAAGAACUGGAAGAAAAAGGCCAUCUGAGAUGAAAGAAGCAAAAGAGAGGAGAGGGUUCUUAACCUGGGGAGAAGAGCGAGAACACAGUUAUAGAGACCAGAAGAGCUCACUGGUUCCAAGAACAAGAAGAAAUGCACUGGAUCUGAUUAUUACUGUCUGUGGUGUGCUCUCCUUCCAGUGAUUAAAAUCUUUUGUCUGUCAUUAUAGAAAAUUUUCACCUAUUUAAAAUAUCUAACGAAACACAUUAAAAUAUACAUGUAUCUAUGAUGUUUAUCAACUUCCAAAGUUCUGAAAUUGUUUUUUAUUACAUUUUCGAGAUUACAGAUUUGUAUGACAAAAAAGUUAUGUCAGGGUCCCACCCUCGUAUGUAAUUUGCUCCCACUCCCACAAGGUAUCCAAUGUUAAUAGACACAUAUGUGUCCUUCCCUACACUUCUCUGCAGGGACACAUAUACACAGUCACAGGUACACAAGUACAUCUGCUGGGAUGUUUGCUUUUAUGGAAACUUGGUCUCACUCUAUCCACAUUGCUCUUGCCCCUUCUUUCACUUGACAUUCUACCUUGAUUCUCUGUAAGUCAUUAGAUAUGGCACUAACACUAUAUUUUUGGGUCUUUAACUUACAUGAAUAAUUUAAAUAGAUGAUAUCAAUUCAGUACACUUUAUCUGGACUUGUACAUGUUGUUGUUAGAAGCUAUCAAGUCAGUUCUGACUCACAGUGACCCUAGGCACCACAGAACAAAACUCGGCCGGUCACUGCAAUCCUAAUAAUCGUUGCUAUAUUUGAGCACACUGUUGCAGCCAUUGUAUCAAUCUCAUUGAGGGUCUUCCUCUUUUUCCCUGGACCUCUGCUUUACUAAGCAUGAUGUCCUUUUCCAGGGACUGGUCCCUCUUGAUAAGAUGUCCAAAGCCAUCCUUACUUCUAAGGAAUAUUCUGGCUUUCUCUGCUCAAGACAGAUUUAUUUGUCCAUACAUAACACCACUAAAAUGGAAACAUUAUCAUCCAUGCUUUUUAAGUCCACUCUUCCUGCAUGUUCUAACUCUCCUCCCCCUGUUCUUUCCCACAAGUGAAUCCAAGGUAAUUCAGGUUAACAAUGUGGUAAGUAGUCUCUCCUAUCCUUGCUUAAACAAGCCCACACAGACUUGCAUGUACCCUCGUCUUCUCAUUUAUACACACACAUAAACAUACACAGGUAUUCAAGCAUAUUCAAACAAUUGAUAUUGUUUAACCCAGAUGUGCUCAUUUUAUAUACACUUCUCUGCACCUUGAUUGUUUCAGUAAUACUUCCAUAAUACUUCAUAGAGAUUUCUCCCACUCAACUACUACAACUCUUUUUCAUUCUAAUGACUCCCUGUUUUAUUGAGGAUGUAGCUUUACCAUAAGUUAUCUAUCAUUCCACCAUCAAUGGACAGUCAAAGUUUCGUCAUAUUAAUAAUAACUAUCCUUUGUGUACUACAGGAUUUGUUUCUGUGGAAUAGACUCCACAGAGUGAGAUUUCCAAUUCAAAGAAUGUUAAAAGUACAGAGUCAUGGCCAUAUCUUUCCCCUAGAGGCUGCCAUAAUGCACCUCUCCAGCCACCUCUCAGGGCAUCCUUCUCCCCACAGCCCAGCCAGCUAUAGGUGGUGCUGAUUUUCAAAUUGUGCCAGUUUCACUGGCAGUUUGAUAUUUUCUGAACUUGGACUAUGUUUACUGGGCAUGUGGAUUUACUCUGAAUGAACUGUUUGAAUUCACUGCUCAUUGUUCAAGUGCAUAACUUUUAUCCUUCUGUGUAAAAUGGAAAUUGUUAUUAAGGCUUGUCAUCUCCAUUUCACAUGAUUUCCCAAAUCUAUGAUUUGUGUAUCACAUUUUUGCAAGCUUUGUGCCCCAGAACGAUCACUUGAGUCAGCACCAUUUAUUAAAUAAAUAUAAUUUUCUUGAAAUACGACCUUUGUAAGUUAUUGUGACUUCUUAACAGAUUUUGUUUCAUUGGUCGACUUGUCAGCUUCUAUGCUAUGUAAUAUCAAUUUGUUCUGUUACCCGAAGAGGUAGACACCUGUCACUAUCCUGCUUUUUCAUGUUUUACUUUGGUAAAACCGCCCUGGUUUUGCAGCGAUUAAGUGCUCAACUGCUAGUCCAAAGAAAGUGUGGCAGGUCGAACCCACCAGGUGUCCCCAAGGGAGAAAGACCUGGUGUUCUGCUCCCAUAAUGAUUACAACCUAGAAAACCCUAUGGGGCAGUCAAAUGGGAUGGCUUUGAGUCAAAAAUUGCCUCCAAGUCUCGUAACAACAGGAAUAUUCUUUGUUAUCUAUUCUUUGUUAUCUACUGUAGUAUUUGUAGCAUAUGAUUACUGUAUACAGUUCAAAAACAACUAUCUUAAUAUUCUGGCUAGAAAUGCAUUCCACUUAUAUAUUAGUUUUAAGGACCUCCAUUUAAUCGACAAGACGUUCCAUUUGAAAAUAUGGCAUAUUUUUGCAUAUAUUCAGGUUUCAUUUUAUGUACUUUAAUACACUGUUUUCCCUCAUAGAGGUCCUUUGCUGCUCUGGUUAAAACAAUGUUUUGCUAAAUAUUUUACAGUUUUGGACACAGUGUGGUACAGUCAAGUAGUAAGGGAAAGAGAACGGUCUGCCCUUCCCACCCUUGCCAAUUUUAGACCCUUAUUCUAUACUGGAGAGAAACCAUUGAUUUUGAUGCAUUUGUCUUUUAUGCAGGUAUAUAAUUAUAUCAUCAUUAUUUUAAAUAUCUCUUUUAAUACUUGUACUAGUUAUUUAAAUUUUCUAGUUUAUUCCUUCACCUAAAAACUAUGUUGAGUGAUAGCAAAAUUUUUGUCUAGUUCCAAAUUUAUCGGAAUGGGUUUAAUAUUUUUCCAUUUAUCUCACACCUGAUAAGUUUGGGGAGAAUUUGUUAUGCACCAAGAGAUAACUAAUACUCUGAGCUACUGACCUUUAUGGUAAUCUACACACGACUUGUUUCUGACAGUUAAGUACUUCCACCUGGCCUCUGUUCAGCUGGGAUUUACAUUGCUACUAGGCAGCCCAGCUCCCACUAAAACCUGAUCCUAUAGAGAAUUGUUCUUGUUAGCUGUCAUCAAGUCAUUUCUAACUCAUGACAACCCCAUGUGGGCAUAGUACAAGUGUUCAAUAGGGUUUUCAAGGCUGUGAUCCUUUAAAAGCAGAUCGUCAGGACUGUCUUCUGAGGUUCUUUUGGUUAGGUUCAAACCUCCAAACUUUCAGCUAGUAUAGAACACUUAACUGUUUGUGGCACCCAGGGACCCCCUGCAAAGGAUACAUAUUGGAUAAGCUCCAUGUUGCUGGUGCUCCCCUCAUCUCCACGUUCCUUAUUCUUUUGAUGAAAUGGGUGUCCUUCAGGACCUCCAAGAAAUGCCCACAUAUUGGAGGCUUUUAUUUCUUCUUCCAACACCCGACACAGUAGGUCUGGCAUUUCGAUUUCAUAGAAUUUGGGCCGUUGCCUUUUCCAACCUUCCAAAAGCAAUCCCACAGCAUAUUAAACCCAUUUCCAGAACCCUUGCUACGGCAAUAAAUCCUUGUCAACAAACUCUCCUUGACCCAACUUUAUAUUAAACUCCCCUUGACUCAGCACCUUCAGCACUCGUCCCUCAGCACACCCCCGUCCUGCUCACACAAGGCAGCCAGAUCUUGCAGCUCCUUCAGUGUACAGUCCCUCCCCCUCAACCACAACCAGCACUUCCCCGGUGGCUAUGCUGGUAUCUGACAGCUAAGUAUCUGGACAAAUGCAUGGGACUCUAUCUGAGGAUUCUGCAAGGGAAACUGUUGAAGGUGGAUUGGGGAGGUGGCGGGAAACCAGAACAAAGAGUAUGAACAUUCCAGAGGUUGAAAUUAAAUGAGCCCAAAUCCCAGAGCUGCACAUCCGUUGUGGACAGAAAUAGCUCCAAGAGAAGCCCUCUCUCAUAUAAAUGGGAUAGAGGGUCCAUAAAGGAGAGAGACGGGCAGGUGGGCAGGUGGGCAGACACCUGAAACUCUGGCAGAGGAGAAUCCUUCUCUCUGACCAGAGUAUGGAAGAACCAAAUAUUGUAGAGAAAGCUCCAUUACAUUUUCUCUCUCUCUGCUGUUAACUGGCACCUAGUCAAUUCUACCUCAAAGGCUGAGACUUUUCAAAAGCAGAUCACCAGGCUUGUCUUUUGAGGUGCUUCUUGACAGGUUCCAACUGCCAGCCUUUUGGCUGGUUGUCCAUCCAGUGCUUUGGCCCCAUAGGUAGAACCAGUCACUUAUGUGUACAACAGAAUGAAGAGAUUAAAGCCCCAGCAUUCCUGCCAGUGGGCCAGGAAAGCACUCCUUCAGAACUCAGACAGCAGCAGAGAAAUAAAGAGAGGAGACUGUGCAAGAAAGAGAUUCUGCAGACUUGCUAUGAAAUCCUGGUUCACCCCCCAGAUGCAUCUGCAUUGCCCUGACUCUAAGAAGCAUUAUCAAAUCCUUUAAGAGGCGCCCUAUGGGUUAGAACACCAUCAAGGUUCCAGACUGAGUGGGGCUCACAUAGAUUAGAUCUGAAUACAGCUGCAAAGCCUUCAAAAAUUGAACUUACAUUUGAACCAUAGAAUACAGAAGAUGGGACAGAACUUGGAGCCUGAACAUAACUGGGUCAAUAGACUGCUAAAAACAAAAAAGAAAAAAAUUCUCAUAAAAUUAAGCCAGACUUGUAGUCUUGAAAUCAUAAGACACAGAUUUUAAAAUGCUAUUCUAAUCAUUCUCCAAGAAAUAACACGGACACUUUUUAAAUAAAUGGAAAGAUAAUAGGUGCUAUUUGCAAAGGAAAAUUUUACAUGGUAAAAAUACAUGGUAGAAAUAAAAUUCAUUUGAUAGUUUCAAGAGCAGAAUGGUGAUGACUGAGAAAAAAAGAUGAGUUUAAAAUAUUUACUCUGAAAAGAGAGAAAAAAUAUGGAAAAAAAUGAACAGAGCCUCAAGAAUUAGAGAAAAAGUCUGUUUAUUUAUUAGAACUCCAGAAGAAGUGGAGAAAAUGUGUGCUGUAGGAAAACAUAUUUGAUGAAAUACUGGGCAAACACUUUCCAAAUUUGAUGAAAGACGUAAACUUACAGCUUCAGAAGGUCAGCAAACCCCAACAGGUUAAUCCUAAAGAAUUCUAUGUGAAAAUAUAUUUUUAUGCAAAUAUUGUGUUACGUGUUUUUUGCAAAUCACACGCUCCCCUCCCCCCAAACCGGCAUAUUUGCAAGUAUGCUAUGCUAGUUUUUUACACCAACAUAUAAAAAAAAUAAAUAAAAUUAGGCACCAUUCUCAUAAGAGUACCCGGGAAGGGGAAGGCUCAGUUGGCAAAGAAUAUCUAUAAUGUGUGCAUUAUUUGCACAAAAAUACAGUACAUCAUAAUCAACUGCAGAAUAACAAAGAUCAACAAAAUACCCAGGAAGAAGCUAGAGAGAAAACAAUAGAUUUCACAUGGGAAAAAUAAUUUCACUGACUCUUUCUUCAUUAUCAGAAAACCACAGAGGCUGAAAUGUUGUGAAAAAACAUUUUUUCAACACUGAAAGAUCAGAAACAUUACCCCAGAUUUCUAUAUCCAAUCAUUACCUUCAGGAGUAAAGAAAAAAUAGUGCCAUUCUUAGCGAAGGAAAACUGAGAGAAUUCAUCGCCACCAGACUUCUCCCAAACGAGACUCUAAUGGAAGUGCUUCAGGAGGUAGACUUGGAAUUUCACCCGUAUUUCAGGAAAGCAGAAAACAUGGGAACUAUGUGGGUAAAUAUACUGUGUUAAUACUGUAGUCACUGCACAACAUGGCGCUGGACAUGACUCUUUGGAAAGUUUUUCCAGUCUCUUGGAAAUGCUUGGGAACAUACUCUUGACAGAAAAUCAUUACUAGAGAAUAGAAUUAAUUUUGACAAUAUCUGAAAGAUGUCUGUAGUCAAGUCUGGUGAAUAAAAUGGAAACUAAAUUUUGGGACCCAAAAUAAGGUGUGGUAACAAAAAAUGAGUCUCAAUUCCGAUGUGGCCAUGAGCUGGCUCUGAAGGCCGGCCUUCCCCAGAGAGGCGUUUCAGGCACAUUGGGAGCAAUGGCUUGUUGUUCUUGUUGCUAGGUGCUAUCGAGUGGAUUUCUGAGUCAUUGAGGCCCAGAGUGAAGGCAAUACUGUCCCAACAGGGUUUCCUGAGUUUUAAGCUUAAUGGGAGAGGAUUGCCAGAUGUUUACUCCUUUGAGCCUUUGGGUGGGUUCAAACCAUUGACCUUUCGGUUAGCAGUCAAGCACUUAAACUUUGCACCACCAGGGCUCCUUGGAAUAAUGGCAGCACCGCAGAAUUUGGUACAAACUUCCCCAUGGGCCUUCCCUGAGAAGUAACCUCUUUGCUGAAGUACCAAGUUUAGUUUUCAUACAUAGUCAUUCUGUACAAAGUCUACAUAAGAAUUAGAGUGUUUCCUUGAAUAGACAACAUUUUACAUGCCCUCCAUGAAGAAAAUGCCUCAAGGGCAAAUUUUAAGAGUAAACCAAGGCAUUUCCCAUCACUCCUUAACCUGAGAGGCUCUUCGUGAGGAUUUCCUAAACACAUGGAAAAGAACAUAGUAGACACUGCCUUCUUUUACCUCUUCCCUCCUAAACAAACUGAAACCUUUGCUAAGAUGUCAGGUGUCAAGCCCCAAACUCCUCUUCUUAUCCUGUAUGUAAGUUCUGUAAUGAGACCAGGACCCAGGCAGUAUUUCCCAUCUUCCAAAGUUUCGAGGUCCAGUGAAAUCCUGUUACAAGUCACUAGAUCAGCCCAGGAGCUGGAAGACUGAAAUUCCUGGUCCUCUGACAACUGGGAAGGGCAGGGUGGGAUUGGGCAGAGCCUCCUUGACCAUCACUUGCCCCAAGAGGCUCUGGAGGCUGCUUCAUGUUAUAAGUCAAAGGCCCUUCCAGCCCAGUCGCAUAAGAGCAGGGAAAGGCUUUUGCCAUUGAAAGAAGAAAUGGGCUCAGGAGCAGCGGGUUUGAGGCCAUUCAGCUUCUGUCAGCUUUGCGGCUUCGGACAUCUUGGCCGCUGGUCGCCUUCACAACUGGGUCUUUAUACCUCUCCACCUCUCUCUCCCUCCCAGUACCAUGGGCUGUGGCUUCUGCUAGUUUUAAUGAUUUCAAUGUUUCAGUAGCUCCUCGCCCCACUCAGAGGAGGCAGAUUUGCAGGGUGUGAGGGACAAACCCAUAGUUCUGCUUAGGUUUCCUUCAACAGAAACACUCCUGAGGUGACAAGCUGUCCUGACUGAUCCUGAGACCAAGACAGAGAAACUCAGUGAGGGGGUCAUUGGCUUCUGGAAGUGUCAGCACUCUCAGAGACAUGUCCUGGGGUCAUGCCCAAUUGCAGGAAAAAUGAAGUGGCUCUGAACCUCGGUGUGUUGAUCGUCCAGUACACAGGACCCGGAAGCCUCUGGAGGAUUCUCAGUCUUAGUCUAACCCAGCACUGGGGAAAUCCUCACAGGGUGGGAGCAGUGAUAUUCCUGGGUAUCUUUAUUCUAAAAAUCUCAGAGUAGUUGAUACAGUCUUGGGAGGUGGGAAAAGAGAAAGAUUGGGACCACAGGAGGGCGGCAAAAGAAGGAGGCUCCUAUCACUCACUCCCUCUGGGAUCUUGUUCAGGUUUUUUUGUUUUUUAAUGCAACUUGGGCUCCAGGCAGGCACUUAUUGCUAAAGUUGUAUUUCUCUGUUUUAAUUUAUGAUAUCUAAGUCAAAUCUGGAGUCUUGAGCUGAUUUUGAUAAUUCGUCUUUCGUCUGUGCAGACAAGAGUCCGCUCACACCCAUGAUGAGAGCAAAGGAAAUAAAUUCCCUAGCCUAGACCAGGGCGGGCUCUCUUGCUCCUCAAACUAAGAGUACCACACAUGGGGAGCUCUCCUAGGGCAGCGCAGGCGGUGAGUCCAGUCUGGGGCCCUGGGAAGGGGACAGGGUGGGUGCCAGGCAGUGUGGCCUCUGUGGCUUCACCUUCUCCUCCAGGAAGUGCAUCUCGAAGGCCUCCACGUUCAGAUCCUGACGCUAACCACAAGUUCUCACCCUUCUGUGUCCACUGUCUGGACCCAAGUCCCCAUAUGCCUCCUCUGCCCUCCUAUCCCAUCAUAUGCGCUGUGAUCAGGCUCAGGUAUGUACCCUGGGUCUCGCCCUCUAUGGCCUUAGGGUCCCCGAGUUCUGUUGGGACCUGCCAGUCUGGCCAGUCUUAGGUGUGGGUGGGGAUGGGUGGGCUGGGACUGUCACAAAAGGCUCCUGAAGCCAGCUCUUUCCUGCUCCCCGCCAGCUUGUGGUAGGGCUGCCCAGGACCCCGCACCUCUCCCGGGUGCCCCUCUCUGAGCAUCCCUGCCGCCCUCUCCCCUAGUUCUUGAAGCGCCUUCUCUUGAUGCACAGAUGCAACUGAGCACCUCACCACACUGAACCCGGAGUUGGCUCUCAGCUAGAUUAAAGACCUGAACCUGAAAUGCACAACCUUAAAAGCACUAGA
Messenger RNA from Loxodonta africana (African savanna elephant), 10153 nucleotides. Its product is annotated as protein FAM170B-like. The record is from RefSeq and is a predicted model, not a curated record. Lineage: Eukaryota; Metazoa; Chordata; Mammalia; Proboscidea; Elephantidae. Gene Ontology annotation, biological process: fertilization. The transcript is spliced from 2 exons. Bases 234 to 878 code for a protein of 214 amino acids. Gene Ontology annotation, cellular component: acrosomal vesicle.